CGUCACUUCCGGGUCCUAGGACGAGCGAAUGGUCUUAGCAGCCGUCCCUUUUUGAUGCGGGAGCGGUGAGAUGAAGGACCGGCCUCCCUUUUGCGCUCUCAUUUAACUGUCUCACCGCCGCUCCACAAACAGCUUCACUAAUGGUUGAGUCAGAUGAAGAAUUCGCUGAACUUUGCUCCAAACUUUUGAAACGGGUUAAGAAAAGCCACCACCCCUCCGAGAGUCAGAAUGCCCCCAAGUCCAGCACUGCAGCACGAGGAAAGGUUAAGAAGGCCAAACCAUCUGGGACCAAGAAGCAGAAAAAGGAUGGGGGCAGCAGACAGUCAGAAGUGGGUGCCACAUCGGGACCUGACGGUGACAAGGCCGAGGAAAGGAAUGGCGCGGCGCAGAGCUGCCUCACUAGCGAGCUGCUACAGAACGAUGGCAGCAGAGCUGACUGUCGGGAAGGAGGCACCAGACCCCCCGGCCCCGUGAGUGUAAAAAAUCUGGUCUUGGAACGGAUGCAACAGUUUAAGAGGGCAGCCCCCAGCCGCAUGAAGCUGGAGUCCACGGAGUCCAUCAGUGAAGGACACGUCGGAUCUUCUAUGGCAUGUGGCAGUGCACAGAGUGACGAAGCUCUGGCCCUGGCUCUGCAAAUGGAUGUCAAGGAGAAGCCAGCUAGUUUAGAAGAUGAAGGACUCUUUUUUUGCCAGCUGUGCCAAAAAGACUUGACAGCCAUGAGCAGCACCCUGAGGGAGCAGCAUGUUAACAGGUGCCUCGACCAGGUUGAGAGUUUAGGAGGAAGCUCGGCAGCUCCCGUGGUUCCUAGUUGUCCAUUGUGCGGAAAGCCUUUCAGCACAGAGAAGAGCCGCGCAUCUCACUUAAAACGCUGCGCUGCAAAGUUGGAUGUUCCAGCUCAGACAUUGCUGCAGGCUGUUCAGAGGCAGGCAGUUGAGGCGGGAGCAGGGGUGCCACCACGGGCGGCCGGUGGGAAGAGAAGAGGUGUGCCAAAACUGAAAGAGCCCUCUAAAAAGAGAAAGGUGGUCAAGACUGGUGCAGAGAUGGAGGAUUUGAUGGUUGCGAUGGCAUUGUCUCGUUCUAUGCAGGAAGACAAGAAUGCACAGAAUACAGCCGGGGCUCAACCUUCCCUGGAAUUGCCUACUAAAGGCAAGAAAAGUCGACGGAAGCAGAAGGAUAAACCUACCCCUCUUCUUCUGGUCCAGGCCCCCGAGGAGACCGCGAUAAAGUUGCAGAAGAGGUUGUCCAUGCUGCUGACUGAGGAAGCUGUGGAGAACAAAGAAGUCAUGGCCUUGCCUUCAAGUCAUUUCUGGACAAUGGAGGAAGAAGAGAGGGAGAGCUGGAGACUGCGGGGAGGAAAGAGAUGUGUUCUGUGGGACAUCAGUGAUAUGACGGAGAAAAGAGACACCCUGAGCUACUACACAGCAGAACUGAACCCCCCAAUAACUCAGUGGAAGUCUCCCUUGAAGAAGCUGCAGACUUCACAGACACGUGUCACUACAGCCAUAUUGCAUUCUGAAAAACCACAAAGCCAGACUGCCAUUGACAAGGAUCCCCAACCGGUGUCCUGUGAGGAUAAAAGCCCAUUCUCGGACAGUCAGACGGCAUUGCUGGAUCUGGCUGAUCUGGCAGGAGAGGGCAUGACGCUCACUCAGUGGAAUGGUGGAAAUUUGAAUGAGCGCACAGGCCGAGAGUCACCAGGCAGUAUCCCAUCGAGCGGAUUCAUCCCAGCGCAAGAGGACAAGAUCACAAACGAGAGUCAUGGACUUGGUAACAAGAUCCCAUUGAUUGUUCUAUCAGCAGAUUUCAUGGAGAUGGUGAACAACCCCCAUCUGAGUGAUGCUCAGCUGCAGACUGACUGCGGGGAGGUGCUAAAUGCCCAUAUGUUUGUGCUAUAUGCACGCUGCCCCCUGCUGGUUGAAGCCAUCCACUCUGAAGGUUUCUGGGUAGAUGAAUCUGGCAUGGGGCGAGCACGACGUCUCCUAAUUAACGAUGUGCCUGCCGAGGCUGCCCUCUGUUUUCUCCGGUUUUUAUAUGCCGCCACCACUGACUUCCCAAGUCACUGCCUGCCACAUGUUUGCGAGCUGGCACGCAGAUUUGGUGUGAAAAGUCUCAUAGACGCCUGUGAACGUCUAGUUUCUGGGACUCAUAACACAGAAGGUCAGCUAUCCACAGAAGAGGAGGGUGAUGAUGGAGGAGAACGAGCAGAGACCUUCCAGGAGUUGUUGAAAUCCAUGUGGCUUAACGAAGGUGAGGACGUCUUUGAAAAUGUGCAGGCUGACCGAGAAGAUGAGGAGAAGCUGGAUGAUGGAGGUGUAGGAGAGGGCGAGCUGGAGGAGAUCUAUGAAUUUGCUUUGACUCAGCGUAAGAUAUUAGCACAGCAAGACUCCGAAUGUGAAAGUGAACAGGAAGUAGAGGAUCCAGAGAAAUCAGACAACAACUCUCCCAAAUCCAGAAAUCUAAGUUUAGAAGACAAGGAGAAAAGGGAUUUGAUAAGCACAACUUCACUUAAGGCGUCUCCCAGAAAAUCGCUCAUGUGCAUUCUGUCCAACAGCCCUGAAUACUCUGUGAUUUCUCCCUUAGCUGCCUCUACUGAGCUCAAAAUGCAGCCGUCAUCUUCAUCCUCUGUUACAGGUGCUUCUCCAGUGAAAAAAGUCAGUACAUCGCGCAAUCCUUCCUCUUCAGAGUCUCCUAUCCCUGUCAUUUCUCUGAUCUCCCCAAGCAGAGAUGAAGAUCCUGAGGCAGAUAUGUUUGCUCCGCAGAGUCCUCCACCUCUCGAUGAUAGUUACGACCGCAUGUUCUCGCAGACUUGUGGUGAAUAUGGAGAAACUUCAGAUAUUGGCGAAAGCAAAUCCCAAAUAAAUCCAGUUAGCCCUGAGCAACCCAUACUUACCAGCUCACCUACCGCCAUGCCAUGUCCUUCUCUUCCCGAACUUGGGUCUUCUCCUAACAUCAAGCCACAAACACACUCAUACUCCGUUGAAUGUGGAAAAUCUCUGCAUUCCAGUCUCAGAGAUUCUCAUCAUAGUACACCUACUCAGAAUAGCAAAGAUACUUCUCCCAAAACCUCAUCUCAAGAUGCAGACAUCAUCCUGAUCCUGUCAUCAGAUGAAGAGAUGGAGUCCAACGAUCAAGCUGCAGCACUGACCAGAAGUGGACAGUUUGACAUGCCUAAAAAAGCUAAGGUUAUUAAAGAGUCUCCAGUUAGUUUCAAUCAGGGGAGGAAGAGCAAUGAAGGGUUUUCCCGUCUAGAAAUGAGUAGUAGCUCCGAGAUGUCUUGGUUGGUGCCUGCUACACCCUUACCCCAAAACGCAAGCUCAAAAAUCUCCCUGCUGCAGACAUCAUGUUUAUCCCAGUCGCUUCAGAGUUUACAGAAGACGACCCCUGCAGCUAAGUCUCCUCCGGACUCUCAGAAGACGUGCCAUCCAGGUCGGUCGUCUCAGAACUCACAGAAGAUGUCCCAUCCAAGUCGGUCGCCUCCAAACUCACAGAUGUUCUUUCCAGGUUGCUCACAUCCGAACUCACAGAAGGCGUCCCACCCAAGUCAGUCACCUCCGAAUUCACAGAAGACAUCUCAUCCAGGUCGGUCACCUCCGAAUUCACAGAAAGCAUCCCAUCCAGGUCGGUCACCUCAGAACUCACGGAAGAUGUCCGAUCCAAGUUGGUCACCUCCGAACGCAAUGAAGAUGUGUGAUGUAGCUCACGCCUCUCCAAACUCACAGAAGACACCCAGUGCAGCUCAGUCACCUGAGACUUUACAGAAGGCAGCAAAUGUAGUUCAGUCACCUCCAAACUCCCAGCAGACACCACGGUCAUCUCCAACAUCCAGAAAUUUUGAUCUUGACGUCUCUUUCCAAAGUUGUGUUUCCCAAACUCAGGCAAGCUCAGUGUCCCUUCCUUUGAUGUCUCCAAAGUCACCCAGGACUCCUCGGUCAUUGCGACCCUCCGUACAAGAAAAGCUCCAGACGGGUCUUGAGGCACAGCCUAGUGUAAGUAGUAAAACCACUUCUUCACCAUCAAUUUCCAUCGCUAGCAGCACUGUGUUUGAGGUAGUGGACAGUGAAGACGAGGCCCUAGUAGCAGAGCCCCAGGCCAAUAUCAGUAACGCCAGCUUUCAGUUUGACUAUGACGAACUACCUAUCCCCAUGGAGGAAGAUUUGUGGUGCAAUGUCCUUGAGACUCCAAGAAAGCCGUAUUCCCCUUCUACUCCUAGGACACCCUUACUUUCACAUGAGAGCCCAAACAAACCCUUGGAGUGCACACCUCCCAGCCCUUCACCAGCGAAGAGCACAACACCGGCGAGUAUUGAGGAUUCUCCACAGACCACAGUCCACCAGAGCCAUCACCAGAGUUAUCUCAACUCCAAGCUGUGGGAGGACUGGGAAGAUGUAGACCCUGAGCUACCUGCUGUCCUCCCUCUGUCUCAGCGGCUGUGUAAAGUCCCAGAGGUACAGAAGGAGCUGAGGACUCCAGUUUCUAUCGUGCGCAGAAGAGAGCUCCCACCCAAGGUACCCAUCACCCCGUUACCUGACUAUUCUGACAUGGACACCCCAGUCCUGAAAAAGGAGUUGAGCAAGUUUGGUGUACGGGCACUCCCCAAAAAGAAGAUGGUGCUAAAGCUGAAAGAGAUCUUCCGCUAUACACAUCAGGUCAUGAACUCAGACUCUGAGGAUGAUGUCCCUCCAUCCCAGCCCCAUCGAAGUGUAGCUCAAGCCUCACAGAAACCUACUGGUGACAAGCAGCGGCCUCAACACACCACUAAGGGGUCAAGCAGCUCACAGUCGGGGAGGAAGGGGCCGUCUGUGUGCGCAGCACCUGUAGUAGAGACAGAAGAUGAUCAACCUCUGACUGCAUCACAAGAGUCUACUACAUCCUCCAUGGGUGCAAGCGACACGUCCUCCUUAUCCCAAAGCGCCAACACCAAUGAGUUUGAGACGGCAUUCGCAGACGAAGAGGACGAUGAGCUGGUGCCGGCCUCGCAAGCAGCCAGCAAGGAGGCUCUGACAGCGGAGGCUGUGAGGAGGUUCAUCGAAGCACAGCCCGAGCUACAUCAGCAGAUCUUACUUUAUCAACCCCUGGACCUGGCCGCCCUACAUGCAGACCUCAAGCAAAAUGGAAUCCGAAUCGCGGCUGGGAAGCUCCUUGACUUUCUAGAUUCGCACUGCAUCACUUUUACAACCGCCGCCGCACGCAAGGAGAAGAAGAGCCACACGCGGAGGAAAGCAAGGAAGCGCUAGUGAGACAUUUUCAAGGGUAUCUCUAAUCCUGACAACCCUGGGCCUUUUUUUUUUGUAUGGUUGUCACAGGAAGCUCUCAUGACAAUGUCAUUAGUGGUGGCCACAGAUGACUGCUGCUGCCGCACGGGGGCAUCUUAAUACUUGCCUGCACGGAAACUAGGGGUAGCUCCAGGCUCGGCACCUGCCGAAAGUUGUGCCACGAAAUGCAGCCCGGAGAGUGGGAGGUCCGGCUGACCAGGCAACUGUACAACACCGGACGCCAUUCCUGCAAAGCAUCUUUCCAGAAGAGAUGUAGGCAGUGAUAUGGUUGCCUAGGCAACAGUACCCCCACCCGAUACCUUGACCGUACUUUGGCGGAAGACGCGGCUGGAAUUACCAAUCAGUGAAGUAGAGUCUGUGUACAGAUGUAAAGAUUUUAAAGGAAAAAAAAAGUGCAUGGCAUUGUAAAUUAUGUAUUUUCAGUUUAUUUAAAAUUAA
Messenger RNA from Bufo bufo (common toad), 5711 nucleotides. It is a transcript of the gene SLX4, whose product is annotated as SLX4 structure-specific endonuclease subunit. Gene Ontology annotation, molecular function: enzyme binding. Gene Ontology annotation, cellular component: nucleus; Slx1-Slx4 complex. The record is from RefSeq and is a predicted model, not a curated record. The transcript has 15 exons. The coding region runs from base 141 to 5234 and encodes 1697 amino acids. Lineage: Eukaryota; Metazoa; Chordata; Amphibia; Anura; Bufonidae. Gene Ontology annotation, biological process: DNA replication; resolution of meiotic recombination intermediates; interstrand cross-link repair.